AUGCCGUUAGAAGCCCAGCGCUUAAUGAAGGUACAGCUGGGAAACCACAGAAACGACGUUGAUGAACACGACGAGGUUUGGGCGGAAGUGGAUGAGAUUUGCGUUCAUGCAGACUACAACGAGCGCCGAAAAACGAGUCUCAAGGCCGACAUCGCAAUUAUCAAACUCAAGCAGCCCGUACUCAUGUCCAGCAGAAUACAACCAGUGUGCUUGCCUCGGAAUUACGAAGAACUUGCCGAAGAUUCUGAAGUUUACGUCACAGGCUGGGGGCACACCGAUGCUAGGGUCAAAAGUGAAUCGAAUCACUUGAAGCAAACCAUGACGAGAGUGAUAAGCACCGAAGCCUGCCGAGGUCACAGCGGAAGAAUGGUGCCACCAAGUAUACUUUGCGGAAUACAUGACUAUGGAUCUUCGUGUGAAGGUGACAGCGGCGGACCCGUGGUGCGCAUUUCGAACGAAACUUGGACCAUCCACGGAGUGGUGGUCGGGGGACCAGAGGUCUGUGGACAAGAUGAUGACCCCAUGUACUUCACGAAGGUGUCCUAUUACAUGACGAAAUUCAUCUUACCCUACAUAAACCCAAAGUCUAGCAGGCAAACCCUCCAGAAGAUCUGCAAGUCUUCCUAG
This is a messenger RNA of Ixodes scapularis (black-legged tick), 627 nucleotides long. RefSeq names its product vitamin K-dependent protein C. Gene Ontology annotation, biological process: proteolysis. Gene Ontology annotation, molecular function: serine-type endopeptidase activity. The transcript is spliced from 4 exons. Bases 1 to 627 code for a protein of 208 amino acids. The record is from RefSeq and is a predicted model, not a curated record. Lineage: Eukaryota; Metazoa; Arthropoda; Arachnida; Ixodida; Ixodidae.